Ostrea edulis (European flat oyster) is the source of this 1588-nucleotide messenger RNA. RefSeq lists its product as uncharacterized. Lineage: Eukaryota; Metazoa; Mollusca; Bivalvia; Ostreida; Ostreidae. Bases 1 to 402 code for a protein of 133 amino acids. The record is from RefSeq and is a predicted model, not a curated record. The transcript has 3 exons.
AUGGGCUUAUUUAUAUUUUUAGAAGCUGCAGAGAGUGAAUCUGAGAGUGAAGAGGACAAUGAGAAUGCACAUGGCAUGGCUAAGAAAGAAAGGGAACAUGGGAAAAAUACAAAAACAGGCUCCUCAAAGAAACCAGGAAGUGAUGACCAAUACAUGAAAGGGAAACCUAAAAGAGUGCCAAAUACACGGCAUCAGUGGACACAAGAUGAGAAAGCUGCCCUAUUGAGAAAGUUUAAGAAGCCUAUUUCUUUAGGAAAAACACCUGGCCAAUUGGAUUGCUUAAAUGCUAUUAGGCAAGAGACAUGUUUAGCCAAGUUCACUUGGAAACAAAUAAAGUUUGCUGUAAAAAAUAUCAUUACAUCUGAAAGAAGACAAGUGAAGAAAAUGACAAAACAGGUGUAGAUUUCUUUGCAAAGAAUGCAAAAAAUAUUUUCAAAGAGAUGUAACUGGAUAGGUGAUGCAAGAGAUGUAACUCAGAUGAUUUAAAAGAUGUAACUUAGAGAGAUGAUGUAACUUGGAUAUAUUACUUUAUUUUCAUUUCACUUGUACCAUAACUAUUUUCCCCCUUCCUGUCCUUAUUCUGUAAUGUUUUUUAAACUGAUUUUUUAAAUUUUGCCUAUUGUGUUUUGGUACAAGUUUGAUCAAAAUUGGGGAAACUUCCUUUGUAACUUCAUUAUAUUCAUUCCCGCGGAACUAAUUGGUAAUGCCAACUUGAUGCAACCCGUGAAAAACUUUCUUGCAAGCUGGUCUCUUGGAAGAGAUCUGCCAUGAAUAUGUGUUUGUCCAUCUUUUAUCCAUCUGUCCAUUUGUCACACUUUAUCUUUAGUUAAGUUUCAAAGAAAUUGUAGAAUAUACUUUUAUUGAAUUCCAUAUGCUGAUAGAUAUUGGUUAGUGUUAUUCAAUUGCAUGUUAACUUUCCUUUGGUCUUAACCUUACUUUUCUUGAAUUUACAUUUAGUUCAGUAUCAAAGAAACUUUAAGAUAUUUCUAGGAAAACUCAUACACUAAUACAUAUUGGUAAGAGCUAUUCAACUGUGUCAAAAAUUGUUGGUCUUGAGUUCACUUUACUCAUUUUGUGUUUAACUUAGUUAUCAAGAUUUUUUUCUUCAAAUUAUAUAUUAGUAAGAGCUAUCCAACUGCAUCAAAAUUUUCUUUACCUUGACCUUCCAUAUGACCUUUACCUCACUAUUCCUUAAUUUGUAAUUAGCUCAUUUUCAAAAAAAGUAUUCCGGAUAUUUCUAUUAAAACUAAUACACUGGUACAUACUCAUGAGAAUUAUUCAAUUUAAUAUAAGUCUGACCUUAACCUUGCAAUUCGUCAUUUUGCAUUUACUUAAAGGAUGAACUUUAAACAAUUAAGUUAUUCCUUCUUUCAUCAUAUAUUACUAUAAGCUCAGACCAAAGAAGCAGGAUAUUAUUUUUUUGUUCAUUUUACAAUACAAAUGUACAUUGGGUGGGACAUUCAUGUCCUAUAGACAUGUUUCUAGUUCAUUGAUGUUUUAGAAAUGUGAAGCUUUUCGGCUUACCUCUGAUAAAAUACUUUGAAAUAGCCAUGGACUGAGAAACAAUAAAAUAAAGUUUAUUCUUAUA